AUGGGAAAACCUAAAAUUUCCACAUGGGACAAGCUGAAAAAGAAGAUGAAGGAGGAGUUUUUGUCCCAUAAUUACCAAAGGUUGAUGUACCAGAGGUUGCAGAAUUUGAGGCAGGGAACUAGGACUGUGGAUGAAUAUACCACAGACUUCUACCAAUUGGUUGCAAGGAAUAAGCUACAAGAAACAGAAGAUCAGUUGGUGUCAAGGUAUGUUGGAGGAUUGAGAUUACAGAUUCAAGAUGUAUUCAACAUGUUUGAUUCUGUAUCUGUUUCAGUGGCACAUCAAAGAGCAUUGCAGAUGGAGAAACAAGCCCGGCGGGCAGGAAAUCUCGCAAACAGUAGCAACAUGGCUGCUGGUAGUAGCCGAACAGGAGGCAGUGGUAGUGUCCGGAACAUGAAUCAGGGUACUGGAGGAGGGAUUAGAGCAGCCCCUAGCACAGGCCAACCAAACAGAAACAACCCUAACGACAAUCAACCUAACAGAUCUGGUGGCAACAGUGGGAUUAGGUGUUUCGGUUGUGGCGAGAUGGGUCAUCGACAAUCAGAGUGCAAGAAAACAGCUGGGAGAAAGGCGCUGAUAGUUGAGGCAGGGGAUGAAGAUGAUGAGUUCACAGAUAUGGAGCAAGAACUAGUAUUUGAUACAGAAACCUAUGAGGAAGAGGAAGAGGUGGCUGGUGACACAGGGACUGCUCUAGUGGUAUGUCAUUUUGUUAUUGAUGCUGGUAGUUGUGAGAAUAUAAUUUCUGUUGAGGCUGUCCAGAAGUUGAAUUUGAAAACUAAAAAGCACCCAGCUCCAUACAAGAUGGCUUGGCUUAAGAAGGGUAGUAAGGUUAUAGUAUCUUUACGUGCUUUGUUUGAUAGGAAGGUAGUUCAUGAUAGCAGGGCAAACACUUAUAGCUUUGUAUUUGAAGGGUCAAAAAUUGUGUUAUUGCCCACUAAGUUCCUAGAAAAAAUUAAACCUGUGGUGGAGGGUACUAAUCUGCUGUCCUUGGCAAGAUUUAGUGAGGAAUUGCAGGAGUCGGAGGUGUUAUAUGUGUUGAUUGGAAAAUACAUAGGAACUGAGUUGCCGGUUCCCACAAAAGCAACUGCAUUAAUCUUUGAAUUUUAUGAUGUCUUUCCUGAGGAGCUGCCUGAAGGGUUGCCACCAUUGCGGGAUAUUCAACAUCAAAUCGAUCUUGAGCCAGGGGCAACUUUGCCAAAUAGACCCCAUUACAGAAUGAGUCCAAAAGAGCAGGAAGAAUUGCGCAGACAAGUGGAGGAGUUACUCAUAAAAGGGCAUGUGAGAGAAAGCAUCAGUCCUUGUGCGGUUCCAGCAUUGUUGACUCCCAAGAAGGAUGGGUCGUGGCGCAUGUGUGUGGACAACAGAGCCAUUAAUAAGAUCACAGUAAGGUAUCGCUUUCCUAUUCCUCAUUUGGAUGACUUGCUAGAUCAAAUUAGUGGUGCCACAAUUUUUACUAAACUAGAUUUGAAGAGUGGAUAUCACCAAAUUUGUAUCAGACCUGAUGAUGAGUGGAAAACAGCCUUCAAGACUCAUGGGGGCUUGUAUGAAUGGGAGAAGUUUUACGCUGCUGUUCAAAAGUGUGUUUUCAUGACACCCAAGGUGUUGUUUUUGGGAUAUGUGGUUUCUGGAGAUGGAUUACAGGUUGAUGAGUCCAAGAUAGAGGUGGUCCGACAUUGGCUUCAACCUAAAACACUUACUGAAGUUUGA
Diospyros lotus (date-plum) is the source of this 1707-nucleotide messenger RNA. RefSeq lists its product as uncharacterized. The coding region runs from base 1 to 1707 and encodes 568 amino acids. Gene Ontology annotation, molecular function: nucleic acid binding; zinc ion binding. The transcript is spliced from 4 exons. NCBI's taxonomy places the organism in Eukaryota, Viridiplantae, Streptophyta, Magnoliopsida, Ericales, Ebenaceae. The record is from RefSeq and is a predicted model, not a curated record.